This is a messenger RNA of Belonocnema kinseyi, 6039 nucleotides long. RefSeq lists its product as uncharacterized. NCBI's taxonomy places the organism in Eukaryota, Metazoa, Arthropoda, Insecta, Hymenoptera, Cynipidae. The coding region runs from base 4486 to 5847 and encodes 453 amino acids. The record is from RefSeq and is a predicted model, not a curated record. The transcript has 3 exons.
GCAUAAUCACAUGGCACAUCGUUAGGAUGGCAUGCCUAGUCCCGUGUUUCCAAUGUCUAUGGUGUCUUCGAAUAUUUGGAAACUACGAAUAAUUUUUAUAUUUUGAGUGGUGGGAGUGGCGGGUGUCUAUGGUAAUAAAUGGGAAUGAGAUAUCUGAUUUUAAUAUAUAUGAGUAUCCAUUCAGUAUAACAAGCAUUUGCAACAUUGAGAAUGGAGUGGGUUUCAGCAGAAUCAUCAUCGGAAGAUGAGGAGCUGUGAUUCUUUGGAAUGAUUCUGAAAACUUAGUUCAAGAUGAUGGAUGUAGAGGAGCAUUUUCAAGAAAUAAUGGAAAUCGCGGUUUCGAAGAUAAGUUUGAAGAUGUAGGUGGUUUCGAAGCUGAUGCUGUAAAAAAAUAUAAAUCCCGACUUAAAAAAAGAUGUUACAAAUCAAUGUCGUUGGAAAUUUAAUGUUCUGAAAAAGGUUCUGAAUCCUGAUUUAAAUGAUGGAGUUCAGAAACAGUGUCGUUGGAAAGCUAGUAUUCUAAGAGAGAAUGUCCAUUACGGUUCUGACGAUAAAGUUAAGGGCAGAGGGCUUUUCGAAAGUGAUGCUGUAAAAAAGAAUUUGAAAAUUGGAUAUAAAAUUAAAUUUGAGGAUGGAGGUCGUUGCGAAGACUAUGCUGCAGGAGAGAAUUUAAAUCAUGGUUUUGAAGAUGAGAUUAUAGUUAAAGGUUGUUACGCAGUGGAUGCUGCAAAAAAUAAUCCUCAUCCUAGUUUUGAAAAGAAAAAUGUCGAUGAAGCUUGUUGCGAAGGUGAUUCCGUCAAAGAGAAUUCAAAUCAUGUUCUCGAAAACGAAAAUGGGGAUGAAGGUCGUGUCGAAGGUAAUGCUAUAAAAAAGGAUUCAAAUCAUGGUUUCGAAAAAAAGAUUGAGGAUGAAGGUCGUUGCGAAGGAGAGACUGUAGAAGACAGUGUCAAUUCAAGGUUUUGAAUAUAAGGAUGAGAAUGAAGGCCCUUUCGAAGGUCAUAUUGUAAGAGAGAAUAUUUGUCAAGAAAGAGGUGAGAGCGGUACUGAACAUUCAACUAAAAAUAUUGCAACGAAUCCGGCAAAAUCUCAGGAUAAACUUUCAACUAUCUCACCAGACUUUAAGAAAUUGGAAUUUCAUCAACACUGUAUCUUCUGUAAAAAAGAACGGAAAAGGCACAAAGGACGCAAUCAGCCCCUAAAGUCAUUAGAAAGGGAUAGUAUGGAAACAAAUUUAAUGGUUUGUGCUAGAGCGUUAAAUGACGUUAGUUUAUUGCAAAAUCUAAAUGACGUUUUACAAAAAGUUACUACUGAAAAUAGUAUUUCCACUGUUCUGCAGUAUCAUACUCUGUGUAGGUUGAAUUAUCAAAAGCAGAUGAAUUCAGUAUUUGAAAAAUCGAAUACUCAUUGGCAUUCAAUAAGAGAAUGUCAUUUAAAAGCACACGGAGCAGUUUGUUUCUACAUUAUAGAAAACAUCAUAAAAAAGAAGCAGUGUUUUUUUCUUUUUUAUGCGAUUUAUACAAUGCUAUUCUACCAGAAACGUGGAAUGAAAAGAUUGGGCCGUCUUAUUUGUCAGUUUCGCAUCAGUAUGUAGGUUUGCAAAUUUAAAAAGAAUUUCAAAAUAAAAUCCAGAACAUAGUAAUGCACCGGAAAAAAUUAUUGCUCCCGUUCGCGGCGUUGUUUUUGAUGAGAAAAUGUUUUCGAUGUUAGAAGAGACUCAUGUUUUAGAAAAGGCAGCUCUUAUUCUGAGAUAAAGAAUCCUGAAAAUAGAAAAGAAGAAAUUGCCCUCUCAAUUAACUGCGAGAGACGUUAUGGUUGGAGAGUGUACGAUCCCAGAAGAUGUGAGUGUCUUUUUCACAACAUUGUUAGCUGGUGCACAUUCUCGUUUUGCCUACGAUAGAAAAGUCAAAUCUUUAUGCUAUGGCGUCAUUCAUGCUGUAACUAAGGGAAAAAUUAAAACUGCGCAAGAUUUGUCGUUAGGAGUGGUGCUGAAAAGCCUCACAAGCAGUAGGAAAAUAAUUGAUAUUUUGAAUAUAUACGGGCACUGCUCUAGCUACAAUGUGGUUGAAGAAAUAGAAACGGAACUGACUUUUUCAUCUACCAGCCGUUCGCAGGUUUGUCGAGAAGACAUCAUUCAAUCUCCAAACCUGAAUACAGGAUUAGCAUUCGACAAUUUUGAUAGGUUUGUAGAUACCUGCGACGGAAAAGACACGUUAUAUGAUACGGUUGGAAUAAUAUUUUAAAAUAUUGAACAUGAACCGUACAGUGAACCUCCCCCUUCUUCGACGGGACAUGAAAUUCCAUCGGCGGAAGUUAAAACUUCGGCAAUGCAGUCUGAAACUUCAUCGAAGUUUAUUGCAAGUUGUGUGUAGGAACCUGGAAGUACACCAGACUUGAUUGAAAGUUCAGAGACGGGACACGGAACUACACCGAUGGUAGUUGAUAAUUCAGCUACGGGACCUCCAAAUUCAUCGGCUAUCUUCGCCAUUUCAGCUACGGGAUCAUCGACCAUCAGCGCCCUUUCAAAAGAGGAACCUGAAACUACGUCGAACUUUAUCGGAAGGUCAAAGAAGGGACAACGAACUACGUCGAUGGAAGUUGACGAUUUCGCUACUGCAUCCGAGAUUCCAUCGAAUAUUAUCGUCAGUUCAAAAAAAGAACCUGGAACUCCGUCGAACUUGACAGAAAGGUUAGCGACGGGAUGAGAAACUACAUCGAUGGAACUAGAUUAUUCAGCUGCGGGAUCCCUUACUUCAUUGACGUUGAAAGAAAGUUCGGAAACAGAUGGUUGUUAUCGAGGUCAAAUGCAAAGUAAGAGACGAAGAAGAGCAUUCGAAGCCAUCAUGCCUGAAAUAAAAGCCUAUGCCAAGAAGUCUAGAAUGAAUCAAGUAUUAUUACCUCUUGAAGAUGAGAGAAGACAUGCUGUUCCUGAAGAGCUGAAGAAAAUCAAAUAUCUUGACCUAAUCUGGAUGCUCUCCCAUGCUUUCAAAGUAAAAAACACACCUACGUGGGUUGGUUAUAAUAGCCUGAUAGUCGAGGAUAUCAGCCCCAAGCAAAGGGUAUCAUACCUUACACCAAUCAAAAUGUCUCCAACUCAUACCAAUGUAAUUCUUGAAACAAUGGUGCAGAGUCAAAAAGUAGCAGAAGAGUGUCAAGAAAAAUAUAUGCAAGUUUCCUAUGACUUAGCGAUUAGUAAGGUUGCAAUGUAAAUUGAAGACACAGAAGAACCAAAGUUCAACAAUCUCUUCAUUCACAUGGGUGUUUUUCAUAUUAUGCUAGCAGACUUCCAUGGUAUUGGGAAAUUUAUUGACGAUUGCGGACUUUCUCAUUUUAUGGUUGAGAGUGAGAUGUUAGCUAGCGGAUCUGUGGGAGGAUUUAUUGGUGGUAAACAUUUUAAUCGUUGUAAACGGUUGCAUCCCAUAGUUGCUGUUGGACUACGAAUUUCACAUUUUGAGUUAUUUAUCGAACGCUUCCAGCUUACUUGCAAUGAGGAUAUAAUUUUACAAGUUACGGAGUUUAAAAAUGUAAAGUUUCCAAAUUCUACGGUGUUCAGCCCAGCUCUUUCUGAAUUGCUGGGAAAAUACAUUACGUAUGAAGAGGAAACACGAGCUGGAAAGUACGGAAAAACACUGCAAUUCUACAUAACGUAUAUAACCCUGAUUGAUUGUUAUUUACUGUUGUCUCGAAGCAUCCGAACAGGAGAUUUUGAUUUAUUCAAAUAUGUGCUGCCUCUAAUAUCAAACCUUUUUUUCGUAUUUAAUCAGUCGAACUAUGCACGCUGGUUAGUAAAGUACCACGACAAUUUGCUUAAAGUUCAAGAGACUCACCCCGGACUGGAUGAUCUCUUCAAAAAAGGAUGCUUUGGUGUUAAGCGGACAGACAAACCUUUUUCCAGAAAUGCUAUAGACUUGACUUUAGAGCAAACAUACAAUGCUGAAGUUGCACUUUGCCAACUUCAUUUCUGCGCGUCAGCGUUGGGCCAAAAGCCAUGGAAUUCGAUCGACUACCAUAUCAUCUGUAUAUGAAGAGACUGGUUUGAAGAAAACGCAAGAUAUAACAGCGGAAUUAGAAAAAAGUAAGAUGAUGAAGAAUUCUGCCCAUCUUGACAAUUUCGUCAAGACCUUAAAGAAGAAUAUGAAUCCAUUCGACCUUGAGAUUGUAAAAAACUCUCUGUUCAAUAUUAGUACAGGACGGAAUUUAAGAGAAAAAUUCAUUUCUGAGUGUGCAGAGGAUAUCAACCGAUUUGAAAAGCCUAUACAGAGAUGUGAAAUCUUAAAUUUUGCAAGUCGAAGCAAAAGGAAAAUCGUUAAAAUUAGGACUAAAGUGCAAGAACUAAGAAUGCAAAGAGAUUUGUUUUGACUUUUACUAGGGGUUUCCAUGGAACAAAAUAUUGACUUGCCCAAAGUUUUAUCGUAUCCUCUGACACCAGUUCCAGUCUCAUUUUGUCAUUUAGAUGGAAGUAUAUGAAAAACUGAUAAAUCCGCAUUGAUGAAAUUACUAGAAACCAAAGUAGAGAGUGAGGGACUACUUACCAGUAACGACGUCAUUUAUUAUGGUUUUUUCAUUCUGCACCUAAUGAAAGACGUUCCCAAACUGUUUGGAAACAUUUCUAAAAAGAUUGUACAAAUGGCUUCUAGAUCUGGAGUAAAUCAGAUUCACAUAGUCUUCAAUCGCUACUUUUCUCCUCCAAUAAAAGACUACGAACACGAAUUAAGGAAUGCAAACGAUUCAGCUUUUGAAAUUUCUGGACCAGACCAAGUGAGACCUGCAGAUUUUUCGAAAGAGUUGAAAAAUAGUAAAUUUAAAGAAUCACUCGUACGAUUCUUGAUAAAUGAUUGGGCCAGAGAUGAGUUUGCUCCAUUUAUUGGCAGCAAGACUAUACUUAUCAAUUUUGAUUAUUGCUACCGUUUCGAAGCCCUGAACAGCAAAGUAAUUCGAGCAAUUGAUAACGGCUUCUCUUACGGAAGUCACGAAGAAGCUGAUACGAAGAUCGUUUAUCAUCUAAGUAGAAUAGAUGUGAACUGCAACGUUUUGAUCAGAUGUUUCGAUACGGACAUUUUGAUAAUAUUGUUGGGAAACAUGAAGAAAAUUUGUUCUACAUUAAAAGUUUGGUUAAAGGUUGGUGUGGGAAAUUCUCAGCGGCAUAUCAACGUUACUAAAUUGUAUGAGUAUCUACGAGAACCUUUAUCCAGUGCUCUACCAGGUUAUAACGCACUAUCUGGAUGCGAUUUUAAUCCGGCGUGUUUCCGAAAAGGAAAAUCAAGACCAUGGAAAAUAAUAGAAAAUUCAUUAAAAUAUCAAGAAGCUUUUAGUAAUCUAUCUGAAAUGCAUUUGAGCCAUGAUACUUUUGCUGUUAUCGAAGAGUUUGUUUGUCAAAUGUACGGCAUGCCCAAUGUUAAAACAGUCAAUGAAGCACGAAUAAUAAUAUUUAACAAAAAUUACAAAGCAAAAAGUAAGAAUGAGUCGUUUAGGGAACAAGUUCGAAAUUACGAUGCCUCUAACUUGCUACCCUGCCAAUCCGAACUUCGACAGCAAUUACUUCGAACCCGAUACAUCAUGAAUUUGUGGGGAAAUGCCUGCUUGGAACGUCCAACUGACUUAUCGCCUCAUGAACACGGCUGGUCAGAAAAAGACAGAUGUUAUGAAUUCGUGUGGUUUACAGGGGAUCAAUUACAAAAACUGGUGGAUGACAUCAUUGUUCAGCCCGUAGAUGAGGAUAGCAGCAAUGAAAAAAAAUCAGAUGCCGAAAAUGAUGUCUGGGAAGCUUCAAGCGACAUGGAAUCUGAUGACGAUGACGGCAUCACAGAGUUUGAUUAUGAUUGCAGCGGAGAAAAGAUAAAUGAAGAAUGAAAACUGAAUCAAUGACUGUGUUCUCUAAACUGAGACUGUAUUUAAUUUUCCAUUACACUGAAGAAACUUUUAUUCAUCUGUGAUAUCGUGAGGUCAUAUUAGGAUUACUCGAUUUAGUACAAUGAAUUUUCUUGCUAGAUUUGUAAGAAAAAUGAGAUAUCGUCAUGGAUCUCAAGAUUUUUGUUAAAUAUA